CAUGGCAGCCUGCAUGAUUGAUGAAAGAUGUUUCGGGAUAGUUUCAAAUAUUACAAGAGCCGGAAUCCUGCACCGGAUUUCAGCAACGUGAUCGAUUUUGAAAGUCUAGAUUGCAUCGAAGUUAAAAAGAUUGAGGUACACAUAACUGGCGAACAGAUCGAGAACAAUUUUGGCCUUAAAUCGGCGAAAAAAUGGAACAUUUAUGAAUUGCUGGAUAUUCCUGGUCUUAUCUUUAUUCAGAAUCCAUUUACACCAAAUGGCCAACGAUACUGGAUUACAAAAUGCUUGAAAGAUUACUCUAAGGAACCAUACAAGUUGAAUAUAGAUGCUCAUAACGUUUUAAAUAAUGAAACAUGGUGGGACAUAUGUUUUCAAACAGAGAAAACAAAAACUCUUCUACCAAAGUUGCGAUGGGCGACACUAGGAUAUCAUCAUAAUUGGGAUACGAAAUUAUACUCUGAAAACUCAAGAAGCAACAUGCCGACAGAAUUAUCUGGUCUAACAUCCGUUUUGGCAAAAGCAUUAGGUUUCUCAGACUUCAAAGCAGAAGCUGCGAUUGUAAAUUAUUAUCGAAUGAACUCGACUUUAGCAGGGCAUAUAGAUCAUUCGGAGAUGAAUAUUACUGCGCCGCUUUUUUCUAUAAGUUUCGGGCAGAUGGCAAUCUUUCUGAUUGGUGGUCUUAAACAGGAAGAUCCGGCUAAUGCUAUUUUUCUGCGGAGUGGAGAUGUAAUUAUAAUGUCAGACAACUCCCGUCUAAGAUAUCACGGGGUGCCGCGGAUUUUAGCAGCAUCGAAAGCACCGUGGGAUGAUAAUUACGAAGACAAUUGCGAAAGCCCCGCGUACAACCUGGAUGAUUGGCACAAAGCACGGAUUUACAUUGCCGAAGCUAGAAUUAAUAUGAAUGUAAGACAAGUUUUGAAACCUGGGCAGAUUGUAUUAUAUUAA
Atta colombica is the source of this 945-nucleotide messenger RNA. RefSeq names its product DNA demethylase ALKBH1 (gene AlkB). Lineage: Eukaryota; Metazoa; Arthropoda; Insecta; Hymenoptera; Formicidae. The record is from RefSeq and is a predicted model, not a curated record. Bases 28 to 945 code for a protein of 305 amino acids. The transcript has 4 exons. Gene Ontology annotation, biological process: oxidative RNA demethylation. Gene Ontology annotation, cellular component: cytoplasm; nucleus. Gene Ontology annotation, molecular function: ferrous iron binding; oxidative RNA demethylase activity; broad specificity oxidative DNA demethylase activity.